Messenger RNA from Marmota flaviventris (yellow-bellied marmot), 1397 nucleotides. RefSeq names its product monoglyceride lipase (gene Mgll). NCBI's taxonomy places the organism in Eukaryota, Metazoa, Chordata, Mammalia, Rodentia, Sciuridae. The record is from RefSeq and is a predicted model, not a curated record.
ACACAGCUGCGAGCUGGCUUCCCGGCUCUGCACCCCGCCAGCCCCCAAGAUCGGGAUCUGGGUGGUGGUGGGGGGAGCGCAAGGCGCGGGAUGGAGGGACCCGGGCUCGCCACCGCGAUCAUCGGGGAGCAGCCCCGGGUGGCCUGGCUGUGAUCCUGCAGGCGGUGUCCCCUGGUGGAACGCAGGAGCCAGGGCGGAAUGGAACCAGGACCUGAAGACCCUUCCAGAAUGCCCGAGGAGACCUCUCCCAGGCGGACCCCGCAGAGCAUCCCCUACCAGGACCUUCCCCACCUGGUCAACGCCGACGGACAGCACCUCUUCUGCAGAUACUGGAAACCCUCGGGGACACCCAGGGCCCUUGUGUUUGUGUCCCAUGGCGCCGGGGAACACUGUGGCCGCUAUGACGAGCUGGCUCAGAUGCUGAUGGGGCUGGACAUACUGGUGUUUGCACAUGACCACGUCGGCCACGGGCAGAGCGAAGGGGAGAGGAUGGUGGUGUCUGACUUCCACGUUUUCGUCAGGGACGUGCUACAGCACGUGGAUGUCAUGCAGAAGGACUACCCCAGCCUCCCUGUCUUCCUCCUGGGCCACUCCAUGGGAGGCGCCAUUGUGAUCCUCACAGCAGCAGAGAGGCCGGGCCACUUCUCCGGGAUGGUCCUCAUCUCACCCCUGGUUCUGGCCAAUCCCGAGUCUGCGUCGACUUUCAAGGAUCACCCGAAGAUAUUCACAGACUUGGUGGAAAACACAUCGAGAUUGGUAAUGGUUUGGAUCCCACUUUUCUUAUGGGUCCUCGCUGCGAAAGUGCUCAACCUUGUCCUGCCAAACAUGUCCCUGGGGCCCAUCGAUUCCAGCGUCCUCUCCCGGAACAAGACAGAGGUUGAGCUUUACAACUCGGACCCUCUCAUCUGCCGGGCGGGGCUGAAAGUGUGCUUUGGGAUCCAACUACUCAACGCUGUCUCGCGGGUGGAGCGAGCCCUCCCCAAGCUGACCUUGCCCUUCCUGCUGCUCCAGGGCUCCGCAGACCGCCUGUGUGACAGCAAAGGGGCCUACCUGCUCAUGGAGUCAGCCAAGAGCCAGGACAAGACUCUCAAGAUUUACGAAGGUGCCUACCACGUCCUCCACAAAGAGCUUCCGGAAGUGACCAACUCCGUCUUCCAUGAAAUCAACAUGUGGGUCUCCCAAAGGAUAACCAUGGCUGUCCCCAGAGGGGUCCCCAGAGGGUCCCCGCCCUGAAUGCACUGGCCAAGGGACCAGCUCAUGGCCUGGGGGAAGCGGGCAGAGGGAGCUCAGAGCUGGCUACUUCAGAGUGGCUUAAAAACCAACCAAUCGCCAAAUUGGAGGGACCCCUGGCGCAGUUAACUUUAAAAAAAAAUAAAUUUAUGUCAUAUAUAAGGUUA